AUGACAAGAGAUAUUUCAAAUCAUUUAUUAUUUGAAGUUGCUACCGAAGUGGCUCAUAAAGUUGGUGGGAUUUAUUCAGUAUUAAAAUCCAAAGCUCCUAUUACUGUUGCUGAAUAUAGAGAAAGAUAUACAUUAUUAGGACCUUUAAACUAUGAAUCGGCUCAAAUUGAAGUUGAAGAAUUACCUGUUAAGGAUACUAAGAUCAUGGCAGCUUUACAAAGUAUGAGUGAUAGAGGUAUUCGUUGGCUUUAUGGUAGAUGGUUAAUUGAAGGAGCUCCAAGAGUUUUAUUGUUCGAUAUUCAUUCGGCUGCUGGUAAUUUACACGAAUGGAAAGCAGAUUUAUGGAAUAUUGCUGGAAUUCCAGCACCUGAUCAUGAUCAAGAAUCAAAUGAUGCUAUUUUAUUAGGUUAUUUGGUAGCCUGGUUCUUGGGAGAAUUGGUUUAUCAUGAUAGGGAAAGAGCAGUUAUUUGUCAAUGUCAUGAAUGGUUAGCAGGGGUUGCUUUACCCCUUUGUAGAGCUAGAAAGUUAGAUAUUUGUACUAUUUUUACCACUCAUGCUACUUUAUUAGGUAGAUAUUUAUGUGCUGGAUCAACAGAUUUUUAUAAUAAUUUAGCUAAUUUUGAUGUUGAUGCUGAAGCUGGGAAAAGAGGUAUUUAUCAUAGAUAUUGUAUUGAAAGAUCAGCUGCUCAUACUGCUGAUGUUUUCACCACAGUUAGUCAUAUUACUGCUUUUGAAUCAGAACAUUUAUUGAAAAGAAAACCUGAUGGUGUUUUACCAAAUGGUUUAAAUGUUGUUAAAUUUCAAGCAGUUCAUGAAUUUCAAAAUUUACAUGCUAUUAAAAAGGCAAAAAUUAAUGAAUUCGUUAAAGGUCAUUUUUAUGGUAAUUAUGAUUUCGAUUUAGAUAAUACUCUUUAUUUCUUUAUUGCUGGAAGAUAUGAAUUCAGAAAUAAAGGAUGUGAUUUUUUCAUUGAAAGUUUAGCAAGAUUAAAUCAUAGAUUAAAAGAAUCAGGUUCAAAAAUGACUGUAGUUGCAUUCAUCAUUAUGCCAGGUAAAACUCAAAGUUAUACUGUUGAAACUUUAAAAGGUCAAGCAGUUAUUAAACAAUUAGAAAAUACUAUUGAAGAAGUACAAAAGAAAGUGGGUGAAAGAUUAUUUGAACAUUGUGCCAGAUUCCCAAAUACUCAUAAUACUCAUAAUACUGGAGGUAAUGAAGUUCCAUCAAUUGAUGAAUUAAUCAAACCUGCUGAUAGGGUUUUAUUGAAAAGAAGAAUUUUUGCUUUAAAAAGAGAUGGUUUACCACCAAUUGUUACUCAUAAUGUUAUUGAUGAUGCCAGUGAUCCAGUUUUAAAUCAAAUUAGAAGAGUUCAAUUAUUCAAUAAACCUGAAGAUAGAGUUAAAAUCAUUUUCCAUCCAGAAUUCUUGAAUGCUAACAACCCUAUUUUAUCAUUAGAUUAUGAUGAGUUUGUUAGAGGUUGUCAUUUAGGUGUUUUCCCAUCAUAUUAUGAACCUUGGGGUUAUACCCCAGCUGAAUGUACCGUUAUGGGGGUACCAUCAAUUACUACCAAUUUAUCAGGAUUUGGUUGUUAUAUGGAAGAUUUAAUUGAAAAUACUAGUGAUUAUGGUAUUUAUAUUGUUGAUAGAAGAAUGAAAUCUGUUGACGAAUCAAUCAAUCAAUUAACUGACCAAAUGUUUGAUUUCACUCAAAAAACCAGAAGACAAAGAAUCAAUCAAAGAAACAGAACUGAAAGAUUGAGUGAUUUAUUGGAUUGGAAGAGAAUGGGCUUAGAAUAUAUCAAAGCUAGACAAUUAUCUUUGAAGAGAGCAUAUCCUGAUAAAUUCAAAAAUGGUGCCAAUCCUUUCCAACAAAAUAAUUCUAAUUUGAAAUUAACUAGACCUUUAUCAGUUCCUGGAAGUCCAAGAAGUAAAAUUGGUAUUAUGACACCAGGUGAUUUAGGUUCUUUACAAGAUGCCAAUCAAGGAUUAAAUGAAGAUUAUAUUGGGUUCAAAUUAGCUAAUCAUAAUAACAAUGUUGAUGGUGGUGAUAAUGAUGAUAAAGAUCAUUAUCCUUUAACUUUAAGAGGUACCUCAGCUCCUCCUCAAGAUGAGGAAUAA
This is a messenger RNA of Yamadazyma jaroonii, 2112 nucleotides long. NCBI's taxonomy places the organism in Eukaryota, Fungi, Ascomycota, Pichiomycetes, Serinales, Debaryomycetaceae. The record is from the annotation of a GenBank genome assembly.